CCUCAUCCCCUUCCUUCCGCCGCCGCCAUCUUGAGCUAAAAGUUCUCCGGGGCUCCCAUACUCGAAUUUUUUCCUACACAUCACGCAAAAUGCGCCUCGAUACCUCCGCUUCCGCCUCCUCCGCCGCCUAUUCAUGUAUCCUUCUCAACAGCGACCCUGAUAUCGGCAGCCGCCGCAACAACACCACGGCCGUCGGCCAAGGGAGGGAUAACCUCACAAUCGAGGCGUCCUUCUGCUAUGCGCAGCCGCCGCUCCCGUCCAACCUCUUCGUCCAUUGCCCCGGCGCAACCUUCCCCCGCAGCUCCAUAAUCGUCUCCACCGCCGACGAUCUCCUUCUCUUCCGCGUCCCGGUGGCCGUCGAACCGCCACCAAAAUUCAUCAGGUACGACGACUGCGACUACAUCAUCUACCGUGCCGGUAGGUCCCCGUCUCUCACGCGUAUUCCAAAUCCGAAGCCCAACUUCUACGACCUGAACGUCGGCCUCCUUUCGCGCGCCGGAGAUCUAUUUACUGUUGCUGCCCUUGUUGCUAACUCCACAAAUGAAUUCACCCUUCAUCGAUUCGACUCUGAAGUUGGAAAUUGGUCCAUGAAGACGGUAUUGCUGGAUGCCCCGCGGAAGCCCUACCCGAUGAGGAUCCCCGCUAAUGCGCUUCGGCUCAACCACCACAUCACAACAACUGUUAUCACGCUCGGAGGUAAAUCUGGCACCAUGGGUUGGGUUGAUCUCUGGAGCGGCAUCCUGCUCUAUGACCUAUUCCCUGAGGAGGAUCAAGAGAGACCACCUAUGCUAUGGCACAUGCGGCUGCCAUUGCCGAUGGAUCUGGGAAAAUGGGUAACGGUACUAGGCUGCCCAAAGUCUACUCGUGGAAUCGCAUCUGUCAUCAAGGAUGGCAAGCCCUGUCUCAAGCUUGCUGGCCUGCAAAUUAUCGAGGAACGUCUUCCCUACGAUGACAUUGAAACAUAUAUGCCCUGCUACAGAGUCAACAACUGGGCCAUCACCACAUGGAGCAACACUAUUAUGGUCCACGCCAAUUCUUCCGACAAUUGGCAAGAGGACUUCACCGUAUGGGCUCCAGAUAUAAUUAUCAGUGAUACUGUACGUUCAGAAUUGUUGGCCUCUGGUUUGCUACACCGUAAACCGUCUCAAGAUGGUGAAGAGACGGUGGAGCUUGCACUGCAAAAUCUUGUGGUGUCUGAGCCCACACCAAGCCUGAAUGGUGAAGAAGAGGUCGUUUAUCUGAUGGCCAGGCCAAAGUACUUCCACCCCAAAGCAUGGGCCCUUGCUAUUGACAUCAAGAACCACACACUGCUAGAUGUGGCUGAGUUUGGCACUGCUAAGGCCGGAAUGCUUCCUAUUGUCACCUAUCGCUCUAGUGCCAUUUCCAAAUAUUUAACUCAGGCAACCCCUCCAGAAUAGGGACUAAAGAAUGUGUUAAUGACUAAUGAAAAAGGUCGAUGAUUGUUUGUGCUCCUGCUGCUGUGAAUUAAUGUGUUAUGUGGUGCGUGAGAGAAGUGGGCUAAUCUUACGUGGCAGCUGACUGAUAGUGUUAUUGUUACCGUGGAAAUGUGAAGUAGACAUAAGUGGGUUUCUAUGAGGCAUCAGGCUGAGCUAUGUUGCGGACUACAUGAACUUUGUUUUGCAUUUAUUUAGUACUAAUUUUUUUGUUGUCUACAUGUCUAGCCCUGUUUUUGUCACCUGGCUUUGCCAGUGCCAUGACAAUGAUUAAAUCCAUUGUUUAAUAUGGUUUACUGUACAUGUUCUUACUUUGGUGACACAUGGUGGCAUUGGUAGUAUGUUUAUUUGGGAAUAAUCAAUUCAAUGGUUAUAUUCAAUAUUAGAAUUCGUUUCUUAUGAAUGUAAGGUUUGACCCUUCAAAGAAAAGAAAAAACAACAACAAAGCCUUGUAGUCUGAAGAAAGUUGGGGUCCGCUAGUUUUGUAUCCCACUGCCUCUUGCAUUGGUGACUCCUUUCUACGUAUGACAUUUGCAGCAUACCAAUACUGUAAUCAAUAUGUUGGUAAUUGUGCCCUGCGCAGCUACAUGUUGCCAAAUGUGAACUUAACUAACUCGGAUAUCAAAAUGUGUACAUUGGAUUCUCUUAGUUUUUUCCAGGGUUGAUGAGUGUUGUAUUCAAUACGCAUGUGUUGGAUUUUGCCUGUCUUCAUUAAGCAUUUAUGCUAUUUCAUUUG
Messenger RNA from Oryza brachyantha (malo sina), 2190 nucleotides. RefSeq lists its product as uncharacterized. NCBI's taxonomy places the organism in Eukaryota, Viridiplantae, Streptophyta, Magnoliopsida, Poales, Poaceae. Bases 90 to 1418 code for a protein of 442 amino acids. The record is from RefSeq and is a predicted model, not a curated record. The transcript is spliced from 2 exons.